GCUGUACUGGGGCCCUGGCGCAGCCCGGAUGGCUGGCAGGAGCGCUUAGAGAACUGGCGAAGUGGCCGCAGCCACAGGAGCGCCGCCUCACUUUCGUCCCUUUGUAGUUGUGCGGCGCGUCCCUGUCCCUCCCCAACUCCUCCUCUGAGGAUGGCCUCGGACUCAGGCGCCGUAUUGAUCUCCCGCUGGAAGCUGCUGUCUCAUUUGCUGGGGGGCGCUCUGCAUGGCGAGGGGCUGUGAGGGCGCCAGGCCCUCUGGAGGUGAGGAUGGAGGUCGAGUCCCCAGACGCGCUUGGGGCCGCCGCCGCCGCCCAGAGGUCCUCCAGCCCCUCCACCCAGCUGAGCACAGAGCCAUCCCUGGACGGGCUACCAGCCGCUGAAGACAUGCCGGAGAGAAGGACGCAUGGCGGGCGGGGGGCCGCAGGAAGCCGGGGGCUGGCCGGCCUGGCCCUGCCGUGCUGCGUGUGCUUGGACCCAGAGCGCCUGAGGGGCUGCCUCAACUCAGAGAAGAUCUGCAUCCUGCCGGUCCUGGUCUGCCUGGCCAGCCUCUGCCUGUGCAUUGCCGGCCUCAAGUGGGUGUUCGUGGACAAGAUCUUUGAGUACGACUCUCCUACCCACCUGGGCCCCGGGGGCCUGGGCCAGGACCCCAUCCUCUCCCUGGACCCGACCGCUGCCUCCGCUGUGUUGGCGGCAUCGGAGGCAGACACCUCACCGGUCUCCAGGGCUCAGUCUGGAACUGAGGUUCAAGUUACAGUGCAAGGUGACAAUGCCGCCCAGCCGGCCCAGCCCUCCGCCGCACCCACCCCGAAGCACAGUGGUUUUGCUUUCUCUUUCCUGCCACCCACGCGGAGCCCAGGGGUGAGACCUCCCAAGUCCGCAACUCAGCCCCAGACGACAGAAACGCAUCUGCACACGGCCCCCAAACUUUCGACAUCCACGUCUACCACCGGUACCAGCCACCUGGUGAAGUGCGCCGAGAAGGAGAAGACCUUCUGCGUGAACGGUGGCGAGUGCUUCAUGGUGAAAGACCUCUCCAACCCCUCGAGAUACCUGUGCAAGUGCCCAAAUGAGUUUACUGGUGACCGCUGCCAGAACUACGUAAUGACCAGUUUCUACAAGCACCUUGGGAUUGAAUUUAUGGAGGCAGAGGAGCUGUACCAGAAGAGGGUGCUGACCAUCACCGGCAUCUGCAUCGCGCUGCUGGUGGUCGGCAUCAUGUGUGUGGCGGCCUACUGCAAGACCAAGAAACAGCGGAAAAAGCUGCAUGACCGGCUUCGGCAGAGCCUGCGGUCGGAGCGAAACCACAUGGUGAACAUCGCCAACGGGCCGCACCGUCCUCACCCGCCCCCCGAGAACGUGCAGCUGGUGAAUCAAUACGUGUCCAAGAAUGUCAUCUCUGGUGAGCCCACCGUGGAGAGGGAGGCAGAGACAUCUUUCUCCACGAGUCACUAUACGUCAACAACCCACCAUUCCACCACCGUCACCCAGACCCCUAGUCACAGCUGGAGCAAUGGGCACACAGAAAGCCACUCUGUCAUCCUGAUGUCGUCGGUGGAGAACAGUAGGCCCAGCAGCCCUGCAGGGGGCCCGCGGGGACGACUCAAUGGGCUGGGAGGCCCUCGGGAGUGUCCCAGCUUCCUCAGGCACGCCAGAGAGACCCCCGACUCCUACCGGGAUUCUCCUCACAGUGAGAGGUAUGUGUCGGCCAUGACCACCCCGGCCCGCAUGUCACCCAUAGAGUUCCACACGCCGAGCUCCCCCAAGUCGCCCCCUUCGGAACUGUCCCCACCGGAAUCCAGCGUGACAGUGUCCAUGCCCUCCGUGCCAGUCAGCCCCUGCGUGGAGGAGGAGAGGCCACUGCUGCUGGUGACGCCGCCCAGGCCACGGGACAAGAAGCCGGACCAGCCGCCCUCACCGCUCGGCGCCUUCCACCUCAACCCUGCCCAGGAGAGCAGCAGCCCGCCCCCCAGCCCCCUGAGGGUCGUGGAGGACGAGGAGUACGAGACCACGCAGGAGUACGAGCCAGCACGGGGGCCUGCCCAGACGCUUGCCCUGGGCCGCCGGGCCAAAAGAACCAAGCCCAACGGCCAUGCGGCCAGCAGAUCGGAAGUGGAAGGCAACAGCAGCUCCGAGGGCAGUAACUCAGAGAGCGAGACGGAAGACGAGCGCGUAGGCGAGGAUACGCCGUUCCUGGGCAUUCAGAACCCCCUGGCAGCCAGCCUGGAGGCGGCGCCAGCCUUCCGCCUGGCCGACAGGACUAGCCCAGCAGGCCGCUUCUCCACGCAAGAGGAGUUGCAGGCCAGGCUGUCUAGUGUAAUAGCUAACCAAGACCCUAUUGCUGUAUAAAACCUAAACACAUAGAUUCACCUGUAAAACUUUAUUUUAUAUAAUAAAAUAU
Molecule: messenger RNA, 2397 nt
Organism: Tupaia belangeri chinensis (Chinese tree shrew)
Lineage: Eukaryota; Metazoa; Chordata; Mammalia; Scandentia; Tupaiidae
Gene: NRG1
Product: neuregulin 1
Exons: 10
Coding region: 267-2345 (692 amino acids)
Biological process (GO): animal organ development; intracellular signal transduction; activation of transmembrane receptor protein tyrosine kinase activity
Molecular function (GO): protein tyrosine kinase activator activity; chemorepellent activity
Source: RefSeq, a predicted model, not a curated record